Molecule: messenger RNA, 720 nt
Organism: Postia placenta MAD-698-R-SB12
Lineage: Eukaryota; Fungi; Basidiomycota; Agaricomycetes; Polyporales; Adustoporiaceae
Exons: 1
Source: RefSeq, a predicted model, not a curated record
AAUGGCACCUAUCACACAACGCCGGAGACAAUCCGCCUGCUUUCGCUGUUCGCCGACUCCUUUUGGUCACUCGUAUCUCUUGAUGGCCUUGCAAUCCUGCCAUCAUUGAGAAUUAACUCCGCCGUCCCUGCGGUACUAAUGAGCAGUAGCACCGCAUGGCAGCACCGCCGACUCCGAGCUUCGCAUCGUCUCCCGUCCACCCAUCUACCGGGACAUGCGGCAUUCCUAGUACGCGCUCUCGUCAUCGUCCACGACCACACGCUGAGCAGGCACACGAAUGCCAGGCUAGAUCCCUCAUACGCCUCGAGAUUGCAUGCAGGUCUCAGAAGGCCGCCGAGCGCUGAUGCACCAGAACCCCUUCAUAAAGAUUCUUCUAUCCAAUCAAAAGCUCUGUAACACAAGAACGAACGACCGUCGUGUUCGCAAAUUACGUGAUCUGAUCGGUGUGGUCUCCAUUCUCAUAGAAGCAGGGACCGAAGCAGGAAGACAUUGCCUGUUCCGGAUCUCGCACUGCCCCUUUCGGCCUACUUGACUCACCAUCUGAGGCCACGGUACUUGCAUCCGCAGGAAUCUUCCAGCGAAUUCUGACCAGCGCCCAGGAAGAAGGUGCAUAUUGCCGAGAAGUCUCCAGCCAGCUGAGAGGUCGCAUUGUUCCCGUAUUCCAGGCUGCAGGUAGCGUGCGUGGUACCAGAAGGAGUUAACAACAGAUGCCUUGGGUUC